AUGUUGAACCAACUUCUGGACCAAAAAGAUACGGAUCGAGCAUUCAUCCGCAUCCAGAAGGAGGACAAGGUUGUCUUGAUGAUCAAUAAUCUCGGCGGCCUCAGUCAACUUGAGCUAGGCGCCAUCGCCAACGAGGUCAUUUCACAGCUUAGGGAGGGACAUGGCAUUCAGCCAAGAAGAGUCCUGAGUGGUACAUAUAUGUCCAGCCUGAAUGGGUUAGGCUUCAGUAUCACUCUUCUGAAGGUUGUUGAUGAGAGCUGGGUCCAGCUGAUUGACGCUUCUACACAAGCUAGUGGAUGGUUGCCUGCCAUCACCACUGCAGACCUACCUGAGAACCAGAAAGCUGCGACAUCUUCGCAGGAGAGAGACAUUGUCGCUAACGAGGAACCUGUAGGAACGAAUCUCAGAGUCGACAUUGCUGUGACGAAAUCUGCCCUGACUAGUGCUCUGAAUCAUGUCAUUGCUGCAGAGCCUGAAGUCACCAAGUACGACACACUAGUCGGCGAUGGCGACUGUGGUCUCUGUCUGAAGACCAGCGCUCAGGCAGUACUAGCAUACAUCAACGAACAGAAAGGUCUAGAGGCAGAUGCCGGAAAGCUCGUCGACAACAUCGCCCGUGUAGUGGAAGGCAACAUGGAUGGCACCUCUGGAGCGCUUUAUGCCAUUUUCUUGAACGCACUCGCUCACGGGCUUAGAGUAGAGUCUCAGCAGAUGCCACAAGAGCAGCAGGCUACCAGUGAGAUCUGGGCCAAGGCUCUCCAGUCGGCGUUAUCGGCGCUUGGAAAGUACACACCAGCCCAACCGGGAGACCGGACAGUAGUUGAUGCCCUGGCGCCUUUCGUCUCCACAUUCGCGGCGAGCAGCAGUUUGAAGGACGCUGUUGAGGCAGCAAGGAAGGGGUGUGAGUCUACCAAAGGCAUGGAAGCGAGCUUGGGCAGAUCCGUGUAUGUGGGUGGAGAGGAGUGGAAGAAUUGUCCCGACCCGGGGGCGUAUGGACUUGUCAAGCUAUUGGAGGGUUUGAUGGCCAGCCCGUGA
Molecule: messenger RNA, 1035 nt
Organism: Colletotrichum chrysophilum
Lineage: Eukaryota; Fungi; Ascomycota; Sordariomycetes; Glomerellales; Glomerellaceae
Exons: 2
Coding region: 1-1035 (344 amino acids)
Biological process (GO): glycerol catabolic process
Cellular component (GO): cytosol
Molecular function (GO): glycerone kinase activity
Source: RefSeq, a predicted model, not a curated record